Neltuma alba is the source of this 3060-nucleotide messenger RNA. RefSeq lists its product as uncharacterized. Gene Ontology annotation, biological process: regulation of DNA-templated transcription. Gene Ontology annotation, molecular function: double-stranded DNA binding. Lineage: Eukaryota; Viridiplantae; Streptophyta; Magnoliopsida; Fabales; Fabaceae. The coding region runs from base 1 to 1806 and encodes 601 amino acids. The transcript is spliced from 7 exons. The record is from RefSeq and is a predicted model, not a curated record.
AUGAUUCAGGAAAGGUUUCAGCAUUCAGGAGAAACUGUCAGUCUGCAUUUUCAUAAAGUGUUGGCUGCUUGCCUCAAUUUAUCUCGAGAAAAUAUCAGGCCAACUGAUCCUACAUUUUCCUCUUGUCACCCAAAAAUAACAAAUGAUCCACGAUACUUCCCAUUUUUUAGGGAUGCAGUUGGAGCAAUUGAUGGUACUCACAUAAACUGUAGUGCACAUGAUGCUCGUGUCUUUCAUUCUGCUAUCUCAACUCCAUCCAUGAAUUUCCUCAUCCACUCGAAGAAAAUAUUAUUGGUUGAUGCUGGUUAUCCAUCACAAGUGGGAUACCUUGGCCCGUACAGACGUGAGCGCUAUCAUCUCCCAGACUUUAAUCGUCACCCAGGAUUUACAAAUCAGAAUGAGGCCUUCAAUUAUUAUCAUUCAAGUUUGAGAUCCACUAUUGAAAGAACUGUUGGGGUGUGGAAGAAUAGGCAAAAUUCUCCAACUGAUGACCGCUUUAUAGAAGCUGAACAUGGAAGUGUAAUAGACGAAGACAAUAAUCAUGCAGCUGAAAUCAGUUGUACCCAUCGACAAUCGAAACAUGGCCAUAGACGUCAGCCCGUUCCGCCUUCGUUCCCGAUAGCUUACUCUGACCUAGCUCUUGCAAGGAUUGCGAUAACUUUCAGGCUCUUUAGCAGCUCAAGCUCUUCAAAAAUCACGGGUAUUCUCAGAAAAUCACCAUCCCCACAAUGCUUUCGUCUUUUGCAACGCUACCCAUCACCAGCAUUCUCUCUCAAAUUCAGCACAGGGUCUUCUCCAGAUAAUCACUCGUUUACUGUAUCAUACCUCAUUAACAGUUUAGGGUUCUCCCAAGAGGCUGCCUUAAAUGCUUCCGAGAGAGUUCGAUUCGAGACCUCAGUAAAGCCAGAUUCAGUUGUCAGCUUCUUCAGAAGCCACGGCUUCUCUGAAUCUCUCAUACACGAUCUCAUUAGAAGGGAUUUGUCACUUCUUCUAUGCAAUCCCUGCAAUAAGAUUCUUCCCAAGUUUGAAUUUCUCCUCUCAAAAGGUGCUUCUACCUCCGACAUCGUCCUUAUGGUGCAUAAGAGUCCGAGAUUCCUAAAACGAAGCUUGUCCAAUCACAUAAUCCCGUCAUAUGAACUACUAUUAGGGUUUUUGCAUACUGAUGAAGCCACCAUCGAUUGUAUAAAAUGCUACCCAGAUAUUCUUUAUGGCCCUCGGUUGAUACAAAAUAUCGAGUUGCUGCUUAAGAAUGGAGUGUCAAGAACCAACAUUACUCUCAUACUCAAAAGGAGGCCUCGUUCACUAUCCCGCACAGAUGAUCUUGCAAAGAUGGUGGAGGAAAUUGAGUGUUUGGGGUUUGAUCCUUCGAAUUCAACAUUUUAUGUUGCGUUGUUAGCCAAAAUAUCUUUGGGCAAGUCCCACUGGGAAGCCAAAGUCGGCGUCUUCAAGAGAUGGGGAUGGUCAGAAGAAGCAUGGUCAGAAUCAUUUCGGAGGCAACCGCACAUUAUGUUAACCUCCAAGGAUAAAAUUGAUGCAAUUUUGAGUUUUUUGAGUAACCAUUUGGGUUGGGAUCCUUUGAUCCUUGCCAAAAAACCAAAUUUAUUGAUAUAUAGCUUGAAGAGAAGGAUCAUCCCAAGGGCUGCAGUUUUAGAUUAUCUUCAGUCAGAAGGGUUGAUAGAAAAUAAAGCUGGCUUAACUGUGCCGUUUGAGAUCCCUGAAAAGCAGUUCCUGGAAAGAUUUGUGAAACGCUAUGAGGAGCAUAAUUAUCAUCUGUUGAAGCUUUAUGAAGAAAAAAAGGAAUUAUGAUCAAUGAUGGAAUGUUAUGUGCAUAAAAUUUCAAAAUUUUAAUAUUUUGUGAUUCAGGCCCAUUUCUUUUUCUCCUUCCCACUGAAGUAUUCACCAUGUUUAAAUUGGGAUUCAAUUAAUUUUACUGACUUGUUUCAUGUUCUAAAGUAAACCUCUAUUUGGGGGGGGGGGGGGCUUUUCAUUCAUUAAUCCUGGCUAUCCACGGUUUCAUGCAUAUUAAUAUUUGUAAUAUCUUAUUGUUUAGCAUUGGUUGUUGUAUACUUUCGUUAAAAAUUGUUUCACUCGACCUCAUGAGUAAUGAACAUUGCUUCCACGAAUUCUAGCUCUUGCAGAAGCAAUACUUUCUAUGGGUUGGCAGGAGGUUGAAUAACAUUGUUUUGUAUCUUUAGCAAUUCCUCAGUUGAAUGGGAAUAUCUCUUUGAACAAAAAGGUGUUCAUAUAACCAGAAUUGUCAACGUUGUGAACUUUACUUGAAAUGAUCACAAGUUUAAGACAUGUUGCUAUGAUGAGGGUGCAAUAUUCUCUUUUAUUAAAAUUCUAAUCUUUCAUCUCCACCGCUCCAUAAAUGACCUUGACUUCUCAUGAUCUGUUGGCGACCAAUGUUCCGUUUAAACAUGAUUCCACUAUUAUUUUCUUUUCAGUGCAGGGAAGGAAAAAUCAUCUCGAUGACAGAAUUGAGCAGGAAUAAUGGGCUCCAUUCUUCUGUUUUGCAGAUUGGUAAAGUUUGAAUUCCUCAUAAAAGGAUGAUCUGAUUUCAGUUUGCACAGUCAUUUUGAUUAUGGUGCAGAAUUUUGAACAACCCUCAAACCAUUAUAAUUCUGCUAUGACUGAUUCUUCGCCUAAUCUAGUUUAUCUUUAAAAUGUAGUCUUGGAAUCUCCUAAACCUAGAUGCAGAGAUCUCGACAUGCAUACACUGAUGAAGGGCUUCUUGUUUCUUACUGUAUUUUGAAAAAUUCAGAUGUUUACUCUUCGAUUUGGAUUGUUAUCGUUGAUUGAACAAGCUGCCCAAUCAGAGCCUGUUGCCACCUUGUAAUAGAUAAUCUCACAAAUGAUUGAUCUGCGAGGAAGUUGGAGCCUCUGGGUUUAUACUCAGGCAUUCCAUGCUGCCCAAUGACCUAUUAAGCAAGCUUGCAGAAUUUGGGGGUUGGUACCAACAGCAAGACUAUUCCUGCUGUUCUAUAUGUGAACUUGAUAUGAACACAAAGUUACUUGUAAAUAUCAUACAUACAUAUACUCAUAUUAUCCUCGAUGUCC